UCAGCUGACGAGCGUAAACACACUUGGCGGAAACUACAGAUGAAGGCUAAGGAGCCCCGCCGUUUUUCUCCUGUUUUCUGCGAAUUUAUCCCUUAAUUCCGUGUCUGAUUGAUUCCAACAGUUAAACAAGAGAGUCACUAUGCACCGCUCAAAAAGUGGAUCCGGCUUCCCUUCGAUGUCAUCAUUCAAUGGACCGUCAAACAAGAGAAUGAGGGUGCAAGAACCAGCAAAACAAGACGUUGUGGACGACUUUAUGGAUGAUGAUGAUUGGGGAGAUCUUGAUGAGGAGGCUAUGGAUGAGUGCAUGGUCUUAGCCACCCAGAUGUGCUCACAAGCGCCACAGAAUAACAACGAUGUAACAAAACAAGAUGUUGGGAAUAACUUCAGUUCAGCUGUUGGCAAUGCAGCUCAUGGGGAGAACAGCCGCGAGCAGUUUCCCGGGUCUUACAAGAACAGUUUCAAUGACAGUGGCAUCUCCAGUGUGAAAAGUAGUGCCCUUAACCAGUCACGAGCCGUACAGAACAGUACUAAGUUGGGCCGAGGUGUCGCUGGGCAUUCAAAUAAUGUGUCACGAAGUAAUUCAUACAGUCAUAGGUUUAAUGACUUUUCCAUCCCAGAAACAACAGUGCAAAAAAGUGGUCCUUCUCUUUCAAAGACAGUGCAUAGUUCAGGUAAAGUGUACAACUCUAUACCCAUUAAAGGGUCGAGUACAAGCAACACUCAUGGGAACACGCAUCCAACAACUUCAGGAACAGCUACUCUGAGUGAUGGCAGCAAUCAAGUUCAGCUCAAGAAAAUGCAGGAUGAGAAGGCCAAACUUCAGGAAGAUGUUUUGAUGAAGCAAGGAGAGAUUUCCUUGUUAAGGUUGGAAUUGAAAAGGAAGGAAGCAGCCUUGGAAGCAGAGAGGCUUGACCGUUGCACUGCACUGGAGGCGGCAGAAAAGAGAGGCAGAGAGAAGGUGGCCAGUGCUGCAUCAGAAGCAGAGGCCAAAACGAAGGAGUCCUUAAGGUCUGUUGAGAGACUGCAGGGAGAAUUACAUUUUAAGAACAGAGAAAUUGAGGAACUGACUAUACGAUGCAAGCGCCUGGAGCAGCAGUCCACACAGCUGGCUUCCUCACAAGUGGCCUCACCACCCAAGAAGGGGCGUCACGAGUCUGCGUCUCUGUCUCUAGGGGUGUCACCUGUGAAGGCUCGCAACAAUUUCAAGUCACACCUUGACUUCGGUGGAGGUCCAGUCAGCGUGCGCACCGUAGAAGUCCAAACGGAAUCAUCACAGCCGCAAGGGAAGAGGAACAGGAGUCGUCUCUCUCUUGAUAUGGCAAAAGGCAGGGUAACAGGUUGCAGACGUGCUUCGUACAUGCUCUCCUCGCAUGCAAUGGCUACUGUUGCAAAGGAUGAGGAAGUGAGGGCAGGUAGCUGGUCCCUUGCACCAAAGUGGGCUAGUCUUGUGUCACAGCUGAUUGCCGAGCAUCAAGACAGCACCAGUGUUGAAAAGCACUUGGUGGUGUUGGCUAUUCAGAGACUACAAGAAGUGCAAACCCUGCUUACCACAAGAGACCCAGAUGCUGCAAGAGUGCCUCCAGCUCAAGGUACAGCCCCUGUUGAGUGGUAUGAGGGGAGUGUGGUGCCUGCUCUGUCUAUGUUGGAGUCCCUUAUUGCUCCGUAUGGAACUGGCCAUGAGCAAUCUGCCUUAAAAGCUGCUUGUGGGCAUUUGUCACCUUUGUGUGUUAAGGAAAUUGUGGUUAACAACAGAGUUCGGCAACAUGUCCUUCAAACUCUAGAGAAAAUAGCCAAAUUUACAGCAACAAACAUUGAGGCAGUGGUUUUUCAGCAGAUGAUAACCUCUCUCAGUGAUUUCUGCGACAAAGUUGAUGAUUGGGAUGAUGUCCUUGCGAUGCUCAGGUGCCUCCGAGCCCUUGGAUCUCAGAUGGCAUUCACAAGCUUACUCUGCACCAAAGCAGAGUCAUGCCUUAUAAACAAGGUAUGUAUGCUGAUUAAUAAGUACUCUGGUGAUAGGACUGUCACAGUAAGCCACAUGUUAGGCUGGUUGGCUGUAUUAGUAACAGCUCCUCCACCUUGGCUCCGAUCCACUUGUUUCUGCCCCUCCAAGUUGCUCACGUGCCUCCUCAAACAGUCUCACCUGAUACUUGAUUUCACAAAGCCAGAGAAAAGAUAUGAGAAAGCGAAAGUGUUCAACUUGCUGAAGACAUUUGUCCGAGUGUUGCACUGCUGGUCAACUGCGGACCCUGACUGGUGGGUGAAAGUUGCUUCUGUGCCAGAAUACACUGCCAUCAUGGGUACUGUCGUUGCCAAUGCAAGUGACCUUCAGAUUGACAGACAAACAGUUGAUCUUCUGUGUGACUUGUAUGAAUUUGAUGAAGCAGUUUUUGAUGGUUGCUAAGGGCAAAAAUGAAGAAAAUUAUCUCCACACCAUUCUAGAACUCCAGACAAGAGAUAUUAGAUACAUUGAGAAAGCCAAUGAAGGUCUUGAAGUGGAUGGUGAAGUGAACAAACAUAGACAUAAAUAAUGAUUUGUAAUCAAUUAAAAGACAUAUAAGAGUAAUGUGAUAAAAAUGCAUAUUUUCUAUAGUAUAAUUUUGUUUUCCUUUCUUUCUUUUUCCUUUUAAUUGCAUCCUUAUUUAUUUCUUAUUGGUAAAAAGCUCAUUUCUGCAUGGCUAAUCAGUGUACAUAGAGAAUAUAGAAGAUAUUUUCCAAACAUUUACAGAUUUCCAUGAAAUUUUAUAUUAGGGUUUUAUUUGAUCAUUUUAUGCAGUUUCAGCAAGUUAACAAACAAGAAUUAAGCUUGUAAAUAAUGAGCAUUAUCAUUUUUAUCAAAGGAGAUGAGACAGGUAAUAUCUUUCCUUUGAUAAAUUAUAUAAAUAUAUCCUUUAAGUGGCACUUCAGUUAUAUAUUGUUUUGAUCUUAGGCUAGGUAUAGUUUUUACCAGUUGAUAUUUAUGAUCACAAGGGCUUAGUUUUACUUUUGACUUGCUCUUUCUAAAUUUGGUUUUGAGGUUCUGAGAGUAAAACAUAAACAAAUAGGUAUUUAGUGAAUCAAAUGAACUUUACAACAUCAAUUUAUAGUUUGCAACAAAAGAGACUGCAUCAUUUUUACUAUGCAAUUUUUUUAUUUGUCAUUUUUGCUUUAUUUAUUUAUUUAUGUACUUUUUUUCUUUUUAGGAAAUUGCCCUAUGGUAAACUGCAUAGGAAGUCAAUGUACAAUAUGUUCCAGUAGAAUUUUAUACAAAAUUUGAUGUGCUUGGUUUAAAUUCUAAGAACGUAUCUAUUAUAGACGAAUAAUGUUUGGUCAACUUGCUUUCCUUUCCUGAGACUUCAUAAAAACCUGUUAUGUAUUAAUUUACAUCAAAGAGAAAUAUUUUUUCACUUGUAUAUAUAUAUAUAUGUAUAAUUUUAAUAAAAUGCUUAAAAAAAGUCAAAUACAUCAUAGAUUCUUUUAGCAUCUUGUAUCCUUAUUCAACUUGAUGGCUCUGUGAGUGCUAAGUCACUCAAGGGUAUUACCUAUCUUGCCUGUUUACCCUUUUCCUUGAUUUUUGGAAACAUUUUCUGGUAUCUGAUAUUGGUGCUCGUAGUGUCAAUAACAUUAUAAUAAUAAUAACAGCACCAAUA
Messenger RNA from Penaeus chinensis, 3626 nucleotides. RefSeq lists its product as uncharacterized. Lineage: Eukaryota; Metazoa; Arthropoda; Malacostraca; Decapoda; Penaeidae. The coding region runs from base 140 to 2401 and encodes 753 amino acids. Gene Ontology annotation, biological process: DNA repair; DNA damage checkpoint signaling. The record is from RefSeq and is a predicted model, not a curated record. The transcript is spliced from 15 exons.